AUGAGCGAGCAGCCGACAAACGGCACCAGUGGUGCCGCCGAUCAGCCAGCCUGGGAUGAGACGCGAAUCGAGGAAUCACUCACUAGGCUUCACCUGUUACACAUCAAGGCUCACACGCUGCGAGAAGUCAUUCCCAAGAUGCUAGAGACCCUGAGCCAUAAAUACCCCUCCCGAGGAGCCCAACCAUCAGCUGAGACACUGUUCAAUGCCUUUGUCAAGGCCGCAAAUGAUGCACAGUCCAGCAUCACCGACUUCACCGGCCUGAUGCAGGAGGAGCAGACGAAGGCCAUACUUGCGCAGGCUCAGAAGAGCGCGCAGGAGGAUCCCAAGGGUAUCAAGCCCUGGAGGUACAAGGAUCACCCCGACUGGUUUGAUCCCAAUGGCAAGUCAUGA
Molecule: messenger RNA, 393 nt
Organism: Geosmithia morbida
Lineage: Eukaryota; Fungi; Ascomycota; Sordariomycetes; Hypocreales; Bionectriaceae
Exons: 3
Coding region: 1-393 (130 amino acids)
Source: RefSeq, a predicted model, not a curated record